Messenger RNA from Clarias gariepinus (North African catfish), 4355 nucleotides. It is a transcript of the gene ctnna1, whose product is annotated as catenin (cadherin-associated protein), alpha 1. NCBI's taxonomy places the organism in Eukaryota, Metazoa, Chordata, Actinopteri, Siluriformes, Clariidae. Gene Ontology annotation, molecular function: cadherin binding; actin filament binding; structural molecule activity. The record is from RefSeq and is a predicted model, not a curated record. Bases 146 to 2866 code for a protein of 906 amino acids. The transcript has 18 exons. Gene Ontology annotation, cellular component: catenin complex; adherens junction; actin cytoskeleton. Gene Ontology annotation, biological process: cell migration; cell-cell adhesion.
CAGCAGUGUGAGGGGGAAAGCGAGACUGGAUUCAACAGCGAAACUCUUUCAAACACACCAAAACUCUAAAGGGCUUUUUUGCUUCAUUUGAACUUCUUCACAACUGGACAGGGAGUAAAGGUGCACGCCUGGAACCUCCGAGAAGAUGACUGCCAUUAACACACCCAACAUCAACUUCAAGUGGGAUCCCAAGAGCCUGGAGAUCCGCACUCUGGCUGUGGAAAGACUCCUGGAGCCGCUCGUUACUCAGGUGACCACUCUGGUGAACUCGAGCAACAAAGGCCCGUCCAACAAGAAGAAGGGCCGCUCCAAAAAGGCGCACGUUCUGGCCGCGUCGGUGGAGAGCGCCACGCAGAACUUCCUGGAGAAAGGCGAGAAGAUCGCCAAGGAGAGCCAGUUCCUCAAAGAGGAGUUAACCGCCGCUGUAGAGGACGUCCGCAAGCAAGGAGAGUCCAUGCGCCAGGCCUCGGGCGAGUUUGCAGAAGACCCCUGCUCCUCGGUGAAGAGAGGGAACAUGGUGCGAGCAGCUCGCGCUCUGCUCUCAGCCGUCACACAUCUCCUGGUGCUGGCCGACAUGUCCGACGUCUACCUGCUCCUCCUGCAGCUCAAACUGGUGGAGGAAAACCUGGCGAAGGUGCGCAACGCAGGGACUGAGCAGGAGCUGGGCAUCCAGUACAAAGCUCUGAAGCCUGAAGUAGACAAACUCAACAUGAUGGCUGCCAAGAGACAGCAGGAACUGAAGGACGUUCAGCACAAGGAGCAGAUGGCGGCGGCACGUGGGGUGCUGCAGAGAAACGUCCCCCUGCUGUACACGGCGUCCCGCGCCUGCCUCCAGCACCCGGACGUAGCCGCGUACAAGGCUAACCGAGAGCUAAUCUACAAGCAGCUGCAGCAGGCCGUGUCGGGGAUCUCCAACACCGCCCAGGGGGUCAGCACCGAGGACUCCAGUCUGGGACAGCACACAGGGCCUGGGGAGCUCGCCGGGGCACUCAACAACUUCGACAAGCAGAUCAUUGUUGACCCCCUGAACUUCAGCGAGGAGCGCUUCCGCCCGUCCCUGGAGGAGCGCCUGGAGAGCAUCAUCAGCGGUGCCGCGCUCAUGGCCGACUCGUCCUGCACGCGUGACGACCGCCGCGAGCGCAUCGUGGCCGAGUGUAACUCCGUGCGCCAGGCGCUGCAGGACCUGCUGUCCGAGUACAUGGGCAAUGCUGGGCGCAAGGAGAGGAGCGAUGCUCUGAACACCGCCAUCGACCGGAUGACAAAGAAGACCAGAGACCUGCGCAGACAGCUGAGGAAGGCCGUGAUGGACCACGUGUCCGACUCGUUCCUGGAGACCAACGUCCCUCUGCUGGUCCUCAUCGAAGCCGCCAAAAACGGCAACGAGAAGGAGGUGAAGGACUACGCCCAGGUUUUCCGCGAGCACGCCAACAAGCUAAUCGAGGUCGCCAACCUGGCCUGCUCCAUCUCCAACAACGAGGAGGGCGUGAAGCUGGUGCGCAUGGCCGCGAUGCAGCUGGAGACCCUGUGUCCUCAGGUGAUUAAUGCGGCACUGGCUCUGGCUGCCAAACCUAACAGCAAGGUGGCCCAAGAUAACAUGGAUCUGUUCAAGGAGCAGUGGGAGAAGCAGGUGCGCGUGCUCACGGACGCCGUCGAUGACAUCACCUCCAUCGACGACUUCCUGUCUGUAUCUGAGAACCACAUCCUGGAGGACGUGAACAAGUGUGUGAUCGCCCUGCAGGAGAGGGACGUGGACGGGCUGGACCGCACGGCCGGGGCCAUCCGAGGACGAGCCGCCCGCGUCGUGCACGUCGUCACCUCCGAGAUGGACAACUACGAGCCCGGAGUUUACACCGAGAAAGUUCUGGAAGCCACUAAACUCCUGACUGAUACAGUGAUGCCACGUUUCACCGAGCAGGUGGAAGCAGCAGUGGAGGCUCUGAGCCAGAAUUCUCAGCCAGUGGACGAGAACGAGUUCAUCGACGCGUCCCGUCUGGUGUACGACGGCGUGAGGGACAUCAGGAAGGCCGUGCUCAUGAUCCGGACCCCAGAAGAGCUGGACGACUCCGACUUCGAGACCGAGGACUUUGACUCCCGCAGCAGGACCAGCGUGCAAACCGAGGACGAUCAGCUCAUUGCUGGACAGAGCGCCCGGGCCAUCAUGGCUCAGCUGCCCCAGGAGCAGAAGGCGAAAAUUGCAGAGCAGGUGGCGAGCUUCCAGGAGGAGAAGAGCAAACUGGACGCCGAAGUGUCCAAGUGGGACGACAGCGGCAAUGACAUCAUCGUUCUGGCCAAGCAGAUGUGCAUGAUCAUGAUGGAGAUGACCGACUUCACCAGGGGGAAAGGGCCGCUGAAGAACACAUCAGACGUCAUCAGUGCCGCCAAGAAGAUCGCCGAGGCUGGGUCUAGAAUGGACAAGCUGGGACGCACCAUCGCCGAUCAGUGUCCUGACUCAACGUGUAAGCAGGAUCUGCUGGCCUACCUGCAGCGUAUCGCUCUCUACUGCCACCAGCUUAACAUCUGCAGCAAGGUGAAGGCUGAAGUGCAGAACCUGGGAGGCGAGCUGGUCGUGUCCGGGCUGGACAGCGCCAUGUCUCUGAUCCAAGCCGCCAAGAACUUGAUGAACGCCGUGGUGUCCACCGUCAAGGCCUCAUACGUGGCCUCCACCAAGUACCAGAAGUCCCAGGGCAUGCAGAACCUCAACAUGCCAGCCAUCUCCUGGAAGAUGAAGGCUCCCGAGAAGAAGCCUCUGGUGAAGCGCGAGAAGCAGGACGACGGCCAGACCAACAGGGUCAAGAGGUCAUCUCAGAAGAAGCACAUCAACCCGGUGCAGGCUCUGAGCGAGUUCAAGGCCAUGGAUAGCAUCUGAGCAGCACCGUAUUUAAUACUUCCACAGUUCUGCUUCACUCUCCACAAUCUCUCUGUCUCUAACACACGAGCACACACACCUGAUUGCGCUUCUUCCCACAACCACGACUCGGGCAACGAUUUCGAUGAGAUGUGUGUGAGCUGUGCAGGACAGUUCGCUUUAAACCACUGCUGGAGGUUCAGCCACACAUGUUCAUUUCCUCUGCGUCUAUUUAUUCCACACCUUCGUUCUUCAGAGAUCAGUCUCUCCUUUCACAAGGUAUAAGGGGGAAAAAGAAAAAAUAUAUAUAAAAAGUAACGGAUGAGGGAACUUUUUAAACCUUUCCAUUCUGUACUGAUUGAUUUCCUAUCCUGUUGAAAUGUUUUACUCAUUAUUAUUUUUUUUUAUUCAUUAGUGUCGUUUCAUAUUUCAGGUCUUUAAGCGUUCUCUAGUCUGAGACCUAUGCAAACUUGUAUUACCUUACUUACUGAAUCACAUGCAAUAAUUCCUAGACAGGUUUAGUUUUAAGACCAAAGUCGCUGUCUAUCCUGUAUUUCUACUCAGAUUUUUUGGAAAAUAGUUUUAUAUUAACCUUCGAUUUAAAAGAAAAAAACCAAACACUAAAAAGAGCAUAUAUUUAGCAUUCUAUUUUUUUUUUUUUUAAAUCAACCUGAAAUUGUUGCUUACGCUAGACUUUUGAUCUGUUUCAUGGUUAUUAUUACAAAUAAGAUUUUUUUUUUUAUAUUACUGCAUUUCAUCAUUCCUCCUCGUGACCCGUUGUUUAAUAUGGUGUAUAUAUCUAGAAGUGUCCUUUUCCCGCUCCGAUUCGCUUAAACAUAGCAUUAUUAUUCACAAACAAUUUCAUUUUACGAGUCAAAGUCGCAAAAACUCGAACGAGGUUGUAGUCGAUCCCUGAGUGAUACCAAGCACCAUUGAUCUUAAAUGACAGCAUACAUUUCGAAAUCGGGCCCCAAAACAUCACUUUGCCCAUCAGCCUUAGACACACACACACACACACACACACAUACACACACAUACACAGUCACAUUCACAUCGGUUGCUCAGUUUAUUUAAACAGAAAAAGUAUUUUUUUUUCUUUUGAAUGAAUAUUGUUCAACUUUUUUAUUAUUAUUUGGUGUAAUGGGGGAAAAUAAAUUUUCCACUCGCCUGUGACGCACAUCGUAUGUGAACGAUGCAACAUGGAGAAAGCAAAGUGAUUUCCGGUGCGCUCGAGCGGAGCGACAUACUGUAAAGAAAGAACUAGCCGUUUUGAUGAAAUGUGACGGAAGGUUUAAGGAUGUUCGGUUAGUUUGUGUUUAAAUUCCAUUUUAUUACAAUUCCAAGCUGUUUAUUUGCGAUUUGAUAUUUUUCUUGUUUAAACACUACAAAUGUUAGAUAAUAUGCAGUGUUUCUGCUUUGCCGUGAGCAAAUUUGAUUAUUAUUAUUUUUUUUUUUAGUUCAGGUUGUAACUCCUUUAAUUAAACAAAAUGAAUAAAAAAAAAUUAUACAA